This is a messenger RNA of Ornithorhynchus anatinus (platypus), 2863 nucleotides long. It is a transcript of the gene ZBTB49, whose product is annotated as zinc finger and BTB domain containing 49. The record is from RefSeq and is a predicted model, not a curated record. The transcript has 7 exons. Gene Ontology annotation, cellular component: nucleus. Gene Ontology annotation, molecular function: DNA-binding transcription factor activity, RNA polymerase II-specific; protein binding; RNA polymerase II cis-regulatory region sequence-specific DNA binding. Lineage: Eukaryota; Metazoa; Chordata; Mammalia; Monotremata; Ornithorhynchidae. Gene Ontology annotation, biological process: regulation of transcription by RNA polymerase II. The coding region runs from base 182 to 2434 and encodes 750 amino acids.
CGAGGUCCCCCAGCCGACCAGCGGCAGAGCCGGGACUAGAACCCAGCUCUUUCCUCUGGGCCGGGCCGCCUCCCUAAUGGGAGCGUAUUUUUGACUUGUUUUGUAAAGUGUAGAAAUGGCACCUGGGAGGCGGAGUUGUGUGUUUUUGCUGUUCCGCCAGGCGAUGUGAGCGUCUGCGAGCAUGGACACCGUGGCGAGCCACAGCUGUCACCUCCUGCAGCAGCUGCACGAGCAGCGGAUCCAAGGCCUUCUCUGCGACUGCAUGCUGGUGGUCAAGGGCGUCUGCUUUAAAGCCCACAAAAACGUCCUCGCUGCCUUCAGCCACUACUUCAGGACCCUAUUUCAGAAUUCUCCCGGCCAGAAGAAUGAUGUCUUUCACUUGGAUAUUAAAAACGUAGGCGGCAUAGGGCAGAUCCUGGACUUCAUGUACACGUCCCACCUCGACCUGACCCAGGACAACGUCCAGGCCGUGCUGGAGAUAGCGCAGUGCCUCCAGGUGCAGAACGUCCUGACUCUGUGUCACACGUUCGUCCGACCGGCCCCCUCGGAGCCGCCGCCCAGCGCGCCCCGCGGCGGCGCCUUCUGCCUCCCCGGCCCCCCGCCCGCGGAGGACGGUCGCGUGGCGAGCGACGGCCACGGCCCUCGCCCGCCGCGGGACUGUCCCGCCGCCGCCCGGGCGGCCGGAGGGCCGGGAGACCGGCCUCCCCCGGGCCCGGGGUCCGGCCAGCCGCCCCGCGGCUCGGCUCGGGCUCUGAAAGAGGCCCCCGAGGGCGGGGACGGCGGGGGUCCCGACCGGCUCUUCAGGCAGCCCAGCUACCACCACAAGCUGCGGAACUUUUACAGUAAGCAGUCGUACAAACACGCCGCCCGGCCCGACGCCCAGAGAGCCCCCCGACAGCCCUCGGCUCUGGGCGAUACCUCCUCCUCCCCGGAGCUGCCUCCGGGGGAGACGCCCCCCGGCCCCGUCGCUCACCCGGCCUCCGCGCCGGCACCUCCCGACCCCCCGCCCUCCGCCCUCCCGGCCCAGGGCCCCAGCGAGCCGGCGCCGCAGCCUUCCAGGCAGAUGAGGCUGAAGAAGGCCGUCCACCUCAAGAAGCUGAAUUUCCUGCGGGCCCAGAAGUCGGCCGAACCCCAGCCGGAAGCGGGGGACGGGGCCGCCGGAGCCGGGGGGCCGCCGGCCGCCGGCCGGGACGCCGCGGAGAAGGCCGGGACCCGCGGCCCCGAAGAGGGAGGGGGCGAAGACCCCCUGCGUCCCGGGGGCUCCGACCGGGCUUCGGCCGAAGUCGCGGGGGACGGCGAGGACGCCGCCCUUCCCGGCGAGAGGGCCUCGGCCCUCGCCGCUCAGAGACAGUACACCUGUCCGUUGUGCGGGAAACCUUUCAAGCACCCGAGCAAUUUGGAGCUGCACAAACGGUCUCACACAGGUGAGAAACCUUUUGAAUGUAACAUUUGUGGCAAACAUUUCUCCCAGGCGGGAAACCUACAGACUCACUUACGGCGACAUUCCGGCGAGAAGCCUUACAUCUGUGAAAUCUGCGGCAAGAGGUUCGCAGCCUCUGGCGACGUGCAGCGGCAUAUUAUCAUUCACUCGGGUGAAAAACCGCACUUGUGUGACACCUGCGGGCGAGGGUUUAGCAACUUCAGUAAUUUAAAGGAGCACAAGAAGACCCACACAGCCGACAAAGUCUUUACCUGCGACGAAUGUGGGAAGUCUUUUAACAUGCAACGCAAAUUAGUAAAGCACAGAAUCAGGCACACUGGCGAAAGGCCUUACAGCUGUUCUGCCUGCGGGAAGCGGUUCGGGGGCUCCGGGGACCUGCGGCGGCACGUGCGCACUCACACCGGAGAGAAGCCCUACACCUGCGACAUCUGCAACAAGUGCUUCACGCGCUCCGCCGUGCUCCGGCGCCACAGCAAGAUGCACUGCCAGCCCGAGGGACCCGAGGGACCCCAAGGCUCGGCCCACCCCGCCCGGCCCUCCCCCCCGGGCGAGCCCCGUCCCCCGGACGCCCUCCGCCGGGCCGGACCGGGGCCCGCCGAGCUUCCCGCCCGUCCCGGGGGGGCCUCGCCCGGCGGUCCCGCGCCCGCCUACGGCAAGCUGAGGGGCGCGCUCCAGCAGCGGGGGACCACCGCCCCGGAGAAGCCGAGCUCGCAGCCCGGCCCGGCCUCCGAGCCCACUCCGCCGCCGCCGCCUCACCCGCCUUACCCGUAUCCGCGGGGAGAGGCGGUCGCGGGCGGCGAGCCUCCGCAGCCGGACGGCCUGUCCGCGGGCCGUUCCUCUCUACCCGCCCUGGACGGACACUGGCCCGACCCGUUGAGCGGGAGGGCCUCCUCUGCACCCUACAGGGCCAGCGAGGGGCCCUUCUUCUCCAGCAUGACCCUCUGGGGUUUGGCCAUGAAGACCCUGCAGAACGAGAGCGAGUUGGACCAGUGAGUCCUCGUGUCUCGGUUCCCCCGAAUCCCCGAUGGCCGGUCAAGCGUCGCACCCCGCCAACCUCAGGGUACCAUCUUCCGUUCCGGGGAAGCCCCGCGGUCGGCCGUCCAACCAAGCGGAGGUGGAUCGGAGGAGGAAGAGGAGGAGGAGGAGACGGCGGAGGCCCAGCCGACGCCCGGGGGGCCGGUGUCCACGACCGAAAGCCUGAGAAAUCUUCGGGUUUACGGGAGCCUUCGAGCCUCCCGUAGACGCCGUUGACUUGCGGUGCGAUUUCUUUGGGUUAUGGUUCCAGAAAUUCUAUUUUUUACAUUUUUAUAAGGACGACAUUUUUAGGGUUUGGUAUGAAGUAUUUUGCACAAAGGCUUUAUUUGUAUAUUUUGUCCCGUAUAUUGUAAUUUAAUUUGAAUUAAAGAAAAAUUGCCUUUAGAA